Molecule: messenger RNA, 2865 nt
Organism: Hemiscyllium ocellatum (epaulette shark)
Lineage: Eukaryota; Metazoa; Chordata; Chondrichthyes; Orectolobiformes; Hemiscylliidae
Product: C-C motif chemokine 3-like 1
Exons: 3
Coding region: 332-622 (96 amino acids)
Biological process (GO): lymphocyte chemotaxis; G protein-coupled receptor signaling pathway; cellular response to type II interferon
Cellular component (GO): extracellular region
Molecular function (GO): CCR chemokine receptor binding; chemokine activity
Source: RefSeq, a predicted model, not a curated record
UCACCCGGAGAGGGAAGUUGGGGUUGGGCUGAGGGAAUCGAGAUGACAGUUUGCUGAGAAACACUGACCUCAGAGGAUCCAGCUGCUCGUGCUCCUGUCUCCAAGAAUCCCACUCACAGAACAACAUGAACUUCCCAUUUCAGGGAGAACAGCCAUGGAGGACCAAUUCCAGGGAGAGCUGUCAUUGCUGGGGCACUGGGGAAGUUUCAGGGGGGGGCCAUAUUGCUGACUGGGUGCAGUUUCUCCAGGAUAUAAAGCAGGAGCUGACAGCUCCCUCAUCAGCCACACUCCCUCUUCAACACUGAACACUCCCAAGGUGAGCCAGGCCAGGAUGAGGACAGUACUGUGUGUAGCUGCCGUUGUGGUGGGAGCACUGACAAUCUGCUUGAUCCAGGAUGGUGUGACUGCCGCUUCAGCUGGCUCUGUGACUGUCGAUUGCUGUGAGAGCUUUAAGACCACUCGCAUUCCUCAUAAACGGCUCGUACACUUCACCAGGACAGUUGGCUGCUCCAUCCCCUCCAUCAUCUUCACAAACAGGAGGAAGAUGAGAAUUUGUACGAGAGCGAGUGAGAAAUGGGUUCAAGAUGCAGUGGCAUUUCUGGAGAAGAAACUGGGGGUUUAAAGAGAAGAACCUCUGAAAGCACAAUCUUUCAAUCCACUGGAAACACAUGGAGUGUUGGACUGACUGGUGUUACACUGGGGGACAGGCAGAAUGGAGAAGGUGGAUCCACAAACUGAUUCCCUGAUCACUUGCAAUAUUCCUGUUGCUGUGCUCAUUCACAUGAAAGACUGGGGGCAGUAACUAAUUAAUGUUCCCCGUGUAUUCUCCAAUCGUCAAAAUGAGUGAAGACCAUUCAUGGAACAGGGGAAAUGUGACUGGAUAACAAUGGGACAGACUGAGGGAACAGUCAGUCUGACACCGGACAAGAAUCCAGCAACUGUCCAGCUGAUCCCAGGAUCUUCCCAGAGACUGGAGUGCAGCACAGACAUUCAGUCCCCACCCUUAAUGGAGUGUAUUUGACUAUCCCCUUCAACCACGCUGGGCCAAGGGGUAGAUGGGCACAACUACAACCCUACUCUCUUCCCAGGGGGGGGUUGGAUGUGAGGGACCCCUUUGAGGGGUGGGAGUCAGCGUCUGGGGUUGGAGAGGUAGAUCGGAGUGUGGGCCAGCCUCUUGGCAUCUGUCGCACUCCCUGAAGAGCCCACUCUAACUCCAUUGGUGUCCUCGGAAUGGUUGUGAUUUUUUUCCCCCUUUCUUCUCCCUCAUCGCCUCACUGAAUCCCAGCUCCUGACCUUUAUCCAUUGAGUUAAAAAUCACACAUCUCCAGGUCAUAUUCUAAAAGAUUUAUUUGGAAAUACCAGCUUUCGGUGCGGUGCUCCUUCAUCAGGACAAUGAAAUAAAGGUUGUUCCUGAAGAAAGUUUCUCUCUGGUUUGCCUGUCUCUGAGCUAAUUCAUUUUACACCUUUCAGUUUUCUGCACAGGAGUAACCACUUUGCAUUUGUUGCCAUUUUUCACCUUCACUUGCCAUUGGUCCCUUUCCAUUCAGAGAGUAAAACACUGUCAGGUGAUUGGCUGAGAAUUAGGAGGGAGAGUCAGAUGGGAGUUAAACUGUACUACAAAGCACAUGUGGAAGCUCUCUGGUAAGGUAUGAGCAGAACCACAAACAUCAUUCCCUCACAUAGGGCACAGAACAGAACAGCAUAGGAACAGCCCUUUGUGUUGUGAUUGUAAUGAGAUCAGCCAGAUGGACUGCACAGAACAUGAUUCCCUGCCUGGGGUUGUGAACCUGGUUGAUAUUAACAGAAAUCAUUGCUGUCAGGGACAGGUUGGCACCAUGUUAGGGGUAAGUGCUUUAUUUUCUCCUCCAACUCAAUUUUGAUUUGAAUCCUUACCCUUCACUUUGUUUUUUACAUAAAUAUUGCCCCAACCAGACUUUGCAUGCUAAGUGGCAGAUGGUACAGGGCAGGGUGACACUAGGCACACGGACACAAAAGAUGGCCGCUGAGCAAUAAGUUGGCCACUUUGCACACACGAUGACCCCUGGAACACAAUAUGGAGAGAGACAGACAGCAGAGCAAACACAGGCACUGCCUGGGGCCACCUGAAUGCCAGCACAAUGCACUCAUGACCUAGUUGAUUAGUUUAAGGUGGGAGAGUGAGAGAAUAUGGCAGCACAGUGGUUAGCACUGCUGCCUCACAGCGCCAGAGACCUGGGUUCAAUUUCCAACUCUGUGUGGAGUUUGCACAUUUUUCCUGUAUCUGCGUGGGUUUCCUCCGGGUGCUCCGGUUUCCUCCCACAGUCCAAAGAUGUGCAGAUUAGGUGAACUAGCCAUGCUAAAUUGCCUGUAGUGUCAGGUGAAGGGGUAAAUGUAGGGGAAUGGGUCUAGGUGGGUUGGUCUUCGGUCGGUGUGGACUUGUUGGGUCGAAGGGCAUGUUUCUACACUGUAAGUAAUCUAAUCUAAUUAACGUGUUGUGGGGGUGCACUGCCCGCCAAAAUGUCUGGUCCAGCCAACACCUUUGAUAGAAAUGCUAACCUUUUGAUACGGACUCAUUACAGCGUGCUAAUAGCCAGGGCUGAAGUAAUCAUCCUUCUCAGGAAGAGCAAUUAACGCCCAUUACUACAGUAAUGGACUUCUGCGCAGACAUUGAAACUGACAAUGACCACACAAAUUAACAAAGGCUACGUUGGAACUGACAAUGACUGCACCGAAACUAUUAACGAUUCUGCAAUGUUUACCAUAAACAACCAUGUUACAAAGACAAUAACCUCAUCACUGACCUUGUACAUUAUUACAAAAUGUAUAAAAAUAUCUUGACAUGUGCUCCGGGUUGAGAGAAGACUCGCAGCUGACCCCUGUGCUGAU